CCUUAAAAACCCUCGUUCAACUCUGUCUCUACAGACCAAAACCUCGACGGAGAAGAAAUGGCGAUGUCGAAGCUUCUACGCAUCUCCCACCACCUCAAAUCCCUGAAAUCCUACUUCCCUUUCACGCCGUUUGCCUCCGUCUCCCGCGUCCGCUUCCUCUCCUACGCUACUCCGGAGGAGGCCGCCGCAGAUCGCCGCCGCCGCAAGCGCCGCCUUCGCAUCGAGCCCGCCUCCUCCCUUGUCCACCAGAAGCAGUCUCCUCCCGCCGCCUCCUCGCCCAACCCUAGCGCCCCGAAGCCGCCGGAGUCCAUCUUAGCCCUCUCCGGCAGUCGCCUCGUCCUCCACAACCGCAUCCUCGCCCUAAUCCGCGACAACGACCUUGAUGAGGCCGCUUCCCUCGUCCGACACUCCGUCUACUCCAAUUGCCAGCCCACCAUCUUCACCGCCAACGCCGUCCUCCGCGCCCUCCUCCUCCGAUCCCGCCACGCCGAUCUCCUCGCCCUCCAUCGCUUCAUUACCCAGGCCAACAUCGCUCCCACCAUCAUCACCUUGAACCUCCUGAUCCAGUCCUAUUGCGACUGCGGCAGGACCGGCAUCGCCCUCGAGAACUUCCGUCUCCUCCUCAAGGACGACGCCCUCUUUCCUCCCGCCCCCUCCACAUGGCGAAUCCUCGCCAAGGGUCUGGUCGACAACGGCAACCUCCAGCAAGCAGUCGAACUCAAGGACGAAAUGCUCGCCAAGGCUUUUAUGCCCCCUGACCCCGUCGUCUACAACCACAUCAUGCAGGGCUUCAUCAAAAAUGGCGUGCCUGAAACAGCCAUCACCCUCUACGAGGAACUGCAGGAGAAACUUGGCGGCGAGAAGAUUCUCAAUGGCAUCGUGUACGGGAGCCUCAUGAAAGGCUACUUCGGGAAGAAGAUGGAGGAGCAAGCAAUGGAGAUCUACCGCGACGUCCUUGGUGAUGACUCGAAGGUUAAGUUUGAUGCAGUGAGCUACAAUUUGGUGCUGGACGCUUUGGGAAGGAACGGGAAGCUCGAGGAGGCCAUCAACCUAUUCGGCAGAAUGCUGAAGCAGCACAGUCCGCCGAGGAGGUUCACAGUCGAUUUGGGGAGCUUCAACGUGAUGAUAGAUGGUCACUGCCUCGCAGGGAGGUUUCAAGACGCCGUCAUGGUCUUCUGGCGGAUGGGCGAGCAGCAAUGCACCCCGGAUACGCAGUCAUACAACAAUUUGAUCGGACAUCUUGGCAGUAACAAGUUGGUCGCCGAGGCAGAGGAGUUGUACAAAGAGAUGAGCGAUCGCAGGAUCAAUCCGGAUGAAUGCACAUAUGGAUUACUGGUCGAAGCGUGCUUCGGAGUGAAUCGGGCAGAUGAUGCCACUGCAUAUUUCCACAAGAUGGAGGAGUUGGGGCUGAGGCCAAAUGCAAAUUCAUACAAUAAAGUCAUUGGAGGACUAGUGAAGAUCCAACGCCUAGACGACGCAGACAAGUUCUUCGACCGGAUGUUGGAGAGGGAAGUAAAACCGAAUGCUACUAGUUAUGAAUUGUUACUGAAGGGUUUCCUCGAUGCUAGGCGGCUGGAUGAUGGUCUUAAGAUGCUUAAAGGUUUGUUCCUUGAUGAUGGAGUCGCAUUUAGUGAACAAAUGAAGGAGUUUGUGGAUGAGGUGUUUAGGGAAGAAGGUAGAGAGGAGUUGGAAAAAUUGUAUGAGGAUCUCAAGAGGGAGAAGGCAGAACAGUUGGCCCGGGAAGCGGAAGAGAGAGCUAGAGCCGAGGCUCUUGCUAAAGAGGAACGAGCCAAGAAGAAGAGGGAAGAUGCUGAGAACCGAGCAGCUGCUGCGAGAGCUUGUGUCGAAGCCAUGGAAGUGAUGCUACGAUACAAGAAGGAUGCGACCGAUGAGGAGUCGCCUGCCAAUGGUUCCUCUGCUCCUUUAGGUGGAUUGUUUGGUGAAGAAAAGACAGUGAAUCAUCUGUUAUGAACAUGAAGCUGCUUGUGGAAUAGCUGAAGGGGAAGCAAUGAGGGUGAAUUUAGUUGUCUUCAUUGUUUGAACAAUAAUAUUAUGUCUGUAUUACUUGUUUUAAACAAGGUGUUAACAAAGUAGAAUGCUAAAAUGAGGAACAGAUAGUAGAGUGACUGAUUCCUUUGCAAAUAGUAGAAGAUCA
Messenger RNA from Zingiber officinale, 2155 nucleotides. Its product is annotated as pentatricopeptide repeat-containing protein At3g49240, mitochondrial-like. The record is from RefSeq and is a predicted model, not a curated record. NCBI's taxonomy places the organism in Eukaryota, Viridiplantae, Streptophyta, Magnoliopsida, Zingiberales, Zingiberaceae. Gene Ontology annotation, molecular function: protein binding. Bases 58 to 1971 code for a protein of 637 amino acids. The transcript has a single exon. Gene Ontology annotation, cellular component: chloroplast.